AUGGACGUGUUCCGGCCGAUGGUGUCACUCACUUGGCUCGAUCUGUCCCACAACCACAUCAGCGUGGUGUCGGGCUCGUUGGUGGCGACCAGUUUGAUCUCGCUCAAUUUGUCCUACAAUCGUCUAGUGGAGAUGGAUUGCUGUGGAUGGGUGAUUCCAAAGCUGUACGGUAUGGCCAUUAACGACAAUCGAUUCCCAGCGUUGCCCAGGUGUCUGGAGCAUGCUUUCCAGAAUGUGACUCGUUUGACGUUUGACACGAAUCAACUUCUGCCGGAUAUCAUGUUCCAGCUCGGUAGACUUACGAACAUUGAGUUUUUAAGCCUAACGGACAACAAGCUGACCCACGUUCCGCUGAACGAGAGUACCAUACCCAAGCAACUGAAGUAUUUGAAUCUCGGGCACAACAACUUAAAACGCCUGGAUGUACCGUAUGUACCGAGCGAAGAUUUACACAUCGACGUUAGCUCGAACUGCAUUAGCAAAAUAGAUUGGGACAGAGUUUCGGCCAAUCUAACGAAAUUAGGAAUGGAAGGAAAUCCAUUGGACUGCAGUUUCAGCAUUUCCACUAGAGCGGACAUUCAGUCGAAACUGGUAUGUAAAAAGCACUGCAUUGAGCGUUGUGAUUCCGAAACUUCCGAAACUGAAUGUCAAUUAUAA
This is a messenger RNA of Anopheles merus, 657 nucleotides long. Its product is annotated as leucine-rich repeat transmembrane neuronal protein 1-like. Lineage: Eukaryota; Metazoa; Arthropoda; Insecta; Diptera; Culicidae. The record is from RefSeq and is a predicted model, not a curated record. The transcript has a single exon. Gene Ontology annotation, molecular function: protein binding. The coding region runs from base 1 to 657 and encodes 218 amino acids.